Saccostrea cuccullata (small rock oyster) is the source of this 2469-nucleotide messenger RNA. RefSeq lists its product as uncharacterized. The record is from RefSeq and is a predicted model, not a curated record. Bases 171 to 1559 code for a protein of 462 amino acids. The transcript has a single exon. Lineage: Eukaryota; Metazoa; Mollusca; Bivalvia; Ostreida; Ostreidae.
AUCCCCCAAAAAAGUUUUUUGAUUUGGUAUGGCCGCAUGACAAAUAGUACCGCUUUCAGCAUGUUCAGAUUAAAAUUAUGAUACGAUAUCAACCGCUUAAGGAAAUGUUCGUUUAAUAUAUUUCAAUUGAUAUAUGAUGAAUUUUUCAUGCUAGCUGUGCACUAAUAAAAAUGUUACCCAAGAGAUCACAACGCAAGACAGGCAAUGCAAUCCCCUUCUUACUUGCCUCAACUUUGAUGGGAGUUUUCUUCCCUCCUAUUUUAUCACGGGAAGACGCUGUGAUAAGCACAUCAACCAAGGUCGUUGGAAUUGUGAUUAUCCUCUAUACAGCAUUGUCUAUAUUCUGCAGAAGAGAAGAAUGGAUAACACACGACAUCCCCUUGUCUGGGGUGACGAAAACAAAGAUCGGAGUUCUAUGGAUUCUUGGAGUUUUUAAAUGUUUCUUUGGAUUUAUUCAUAGGGAGAUUAAUUGGAGAUGUGCGAAGAAUGAUGAAUACCAAAUAGUAAGAGACAUCGGGAAAUUUGUUUCAGUCGUAUUUACAAUUCUGCAAUCGGUCAUUAUUUUGUACUUUCAUAAGCAUUCAUUUAUAAACAGUAAAAAAAUAAGAGUUGUCAUAACCUCGAUGGUCGUUACAAAUUUGACUGUCUGGCUUACAGGGCUUGUAUAUUGUGUUACAGAAAAAACAAGUUUAGAUAAUUCAACCUAUAUAGAAGAAGUGCAUAACUGUACCUAUGUUAAAGAAAAUAAUUUAGAAACAUUGAUUCGAUACACAGAUAUCUUCAGACUACCUUUUGUUAUGGAAUUCAGUGUCCUUGCUACGGUACUGCUUAUAAGUACACCGAUAACAAAUGAAACGGAAACUUUCUCUGUGUCUUAUUCAUCAGAUUUUAAUCGGUACAAGGAACUUAAAGUAGAAGAAAAUAUUUCACUUACAAGGCUACAGAAACUGUCCUUAUCACUUGCAGCUUUUUUUCUAUGUAGCCCAUUUUACAUUUUUGAUGGUGUAUUUUUUAUGUAUGGCUAUACAUUCGAAAGCAGAUUACCUAUUUGGGAUUAUUGUCAUAUGGUAACAAAAAUGGUGUCAUUUCUGCUAGUUCUAAAAAUUUUCUAUACAUUGCAAAAGGAAGCUGUUAUCAAGACUACUAACUAUCACCCUAGUUUCAGCGAUGUGUCUUUGCUUGCAAGCUGCUUUGGUAUCACUGCAACAUCAGUUGUUAUUGUUUUCAUUCCAGAAGAGCAGAGUUUUUUAUCCUCAUUUCUUUGCAUACUUAAUAUUUUCCACAUCUUUUACCAAACAAUAUUAAUGUUCUUCCUGAAAGCGGUUAAUUUUCCGAGACGGAAUUCAAAACGCCUGACUAGUUUAAAAAUGUACCUUGCUAUUCUCAUCUGUUACAACAUCACUCUCUGGUUAUGGGAUUUCCUCGUUUACCUGGCGCUUAUAGAAAGCUUUACAUCGAAUUAUUUCUAUACAAGUAUUUAUUAUGUGUUUUAUCCCCUCCAAUCGUUUUACAGAUUCCAAUGUGCAAUGAAAAUGAUAAAUGUUUACUUGAAAUUGUGACACGCUUGAGCAAGAUUUACUUAAAGCGACACUGUGACGCACAAAGGGGAAAAUUAAAAAUGUAGAAUUUUUGCAUGACCCUUGUUAAUUUUGUUUAAUUCCUAAAAGUAUUAGGUUUCAGAAAAUUAUAGGUUUCAUAACCUAAAAAUUCUAUUUUUAGAGAGAAAAAUAAAAGUAAAAAUACUUUUAGUAUGCCCCAGACCGAAAAUAUUGCUCAAUACUUCUUCCACCCCAAUGUACGCGUGCGCAGAAAAGUUGAAUAAAUUUCCAUAGUUACCAUGGUCUCAUGUACCCAGGAAUGAAUGUAAGUAGACCAAAAAUUUAGAGGCAAUCUUUUUAAAACGUUGUUAGAACAUAUUUAUCACUUUUGCAUGUUCCAGCUGAAUGUUGUUUAAAAGUUUGAGCGUGACCUUGACAAACACAUAAACAGCGAAACGGUAGAUACAACCUUUGUUUUUCCGGCACUUAUAUCGUGCAGUUUUUUCUUGCAGUUUAAUUGUCAUAUCUUAGCUAUAUACUCAUAAUUUUCAUAAGUCUUUCUCUGUAUGCUACAGAUAUCUUAAAAGAAAGACCUGAUUUUGACUCAUUGUGUCCUUUUAACUAAACAGUAUUUAAGCUCAAGACAAAUCGGGAGCAGUAGAAACACAGACGUUUAAAAAUAUCAGUAGAUUAGUAACUGACCUCUGGAAACAUCAGUAGAUGUGGGACCAGGUACCAUUGAGGUUUAAGCAUCUCCUGUCGACCGAUCAAACACUUCUUGUCAUAAAUCAACAGAAUUGGCAAAAAAUAAUUAUUACAAAUUAAAGAUCAUGAGGUGAAUCAAAAACUCAAAUAAGACUUUCAUAUGCAAACAACCACUCACUGAAACCUGAUUCUUCUAUAUAAAGUGCAUAAUUAUGUCUGAUUUGAU